Cyanidioschyzon merolae strain 10D is the source of this 1926-nucleotide messenger RNA. RefSeq names its product ATP-binding cassette, sub-family F, member 2. Gene Ontology annotation, molecular function: ATP binding; ATP hydrolysis activity. The record is from RefSeq and is a predicted model, not a curated record. NCBI's taxonomy places the organism in Eukaryota, Rhodophyta, Bangiophyceae, Cyanidiales, Cyanidiaceae. The coding region runs from base 1 to 1926 and encodes 641 amino acids. The transcript has a single exon.
AUGCCUUCGAAGAACAACUCGCGCAAGUUUCGGGUUAAGCAGGCCCAGAAAGAACAGAACCAGGUAAACGCAGUCAAUGGAGGACCAGCGAGCGAACACCUGGUCAACGGGAUCAACGCCUUGACCGUCGGCACUGGACCACCUGGGGACCGGCGAUCUCUGUUACCGCCACCGCCCUCGGAACCCGGUGAGGACGGGUACUUCGUCGAGAGAACAGGUCCUGACGCUGCUACCAGACGAUCAGCUUCCUUGGACAUCUCCAUAGAAGGAAUCAAUCUCAUGGUUGGGCGACGAGAGUUGCUCGCCUCAGCCACCCUGAAACUCACCUACGGACGCAAGUACGGUCUGGUGGGGCGCAACGGCGAGGGUAAAACACAGCUGCUGUGUGCGCUGGCACAUCGCCGACUCCCUGUGCCCUCACAUAUCCGCAUCGCUCACGUCGAGCAAGAGGUUCAAGGCGACGACACAAAGGUGCUAGACGCAGUUUUGCAAAGCGAUCGCGAGCGCGAGUACCUGCUUUACUGGGAGAAGCGGCUGCUACAAGACCAAUCGGACUGGGCAGGCGAGGCCCUUAUGGAAGUUUACGAGCGUCUAGAUGAGCUGGAUUCUGACGCAGCGGAGACUCGGGCAUCCAUGAUCCUGCGGGGUCUCGGCUUCACCGCUGAGGCGCAGCAGCGACCCACGCGGGAGUUUUCCGGCGGCUGGCGCAUGCGCAUUCGACUAGCGAUGGCGCUCUUCCAACAACCGGAUCUGCUGCUCCUCGACGAGGCCAAUAACCAUCUCGACUCGGUAUCUUUGCUUUGGCUCGCCUACUUUCUCCGGGCGUGGCCCCGGACAGUGCUCAUGGUGUCGCACGAUCGGUGGUUGCUGAAUGAAGUCGCCCAGGAUACGAUUCUGCUCCAUCGAAAACGCCUUGUAUACUAUGGUGGCAACUACGAUUCUUAUUUGAAGACUCGUGCAGAGCAGCAACGACACGCGUUAGCGGUGGCGAGUUCCCAACAGCGCCGUGCAGCGGAGCUCAAGAACUUCAUCGCACGAUUCGGGCAUGGCCAUAAGAAGAUGGCCCGCCAGGCGCAGAGCCGCAUGAAAAUGCUACAGCGAUUGGAAUCCGAAAUGAUCGAGGUCGAUGAGGACGACCCCUCGCUGCGGAUUGAGUUCCCUGCGGCAGAGUAUCUGCCGCCGCCGCCUUGCAUCUCCGUCAACAACGUUGGUUUUCGAUACAGUCCUGAUGGUCCGAUGCUCUAUCGCGACCUCAAUUUUGGGCUAGAUUGCGACUCUCGGGUAGCGAUUAUCGGACCUAAUGGGGCGGGAAAGUCGACGUUUCUGAAGCUUCUCGCUGGGGAAAUUGUGCCGACCGAAGGCUGGAUCUCGCGGCACCCGAAACUGCGUAUCGCGACGUUUGCGCAGCACCACGUGGACUCCAUGGAGGACCUCGAGCGCAGCGCGGUGGACCACAUUCGGAGCUUGUGGCCAACCCUUGAGGUGGCCGAGUGCCGAGCGCUUCUCGGCCGUUUCGGUCUGAGUGGCUCGCUUGCCACCAUGCCCAUGAAGUUGCUUUCUGGGGGCCAGAAAUCACGCGUGCAAUUCGCGGUCAUGGCGGCGAUGCGCCCGUCUCUCAUGCUGUUCGAUGAGGUCACCAAUCACUUGGACAUGCAGACAAUCGACAGCCUAGCGAUUGCUCUGAACGCAUUCCCAGGCGGUGUCGUGUUGGUAACGCACGACACCCGUUUUCUGAGUUUGGUUGCAAAUGAGAUCUGGGUCGUCCGACCGGGGAAGUCUCCUCAAGAAUCGGGCACCGUAGAGGUCUGGAACGGAGACUACGACGACUAUAAGGCGGCCAUUGAGCGAGAACUGGAGGAAGCAGGUCUUCUAGCUGCAGCGAAGCAGGAGGCUGCAGCGCUUGCGCUCCAGCGCCUAUCUUCAUAG